GCCUUCAAUCGCAAUUUGGGGCUUUCAACUUUCCAGCUUGAAAAUGCCGCGUUAUGAUGAUCGGUAUGCCAAUACACGUUUGUAUGUUGGUCAUUUGGCAUCUCGCACGCGUUCACGAGAUCUUGAAUACCUCUUCAGCAAAUAUGGAAGGUUUCUGGGCUUAUGCCUAACCUGGAGGCCUAUGGUGAGAGGGUUGCCAUGGUGGAAUUGGUGGAAAUUCUUGCCGAGUUAUAGGAGACUUUGGCGAUACUUUCUAUUAUGUUAUUGCGUGUUUUUAUGGAAUUGGCAACAAUCUCAAACUGGUGUUUAGUUCGUCUAUGAGGGGUGAAGUAUCAUACACUUGCAGUACUUAAGUAAUGUUGGCCUUACUGUUUGUGGCAACCGUUUCGCAGAGUACGAGAUGUGGAUAUGAAGCGUGACUACGCAUUUGUUGAAUUUAGCGAUCCUCGAGAUGCUGAUGAUGCAAGAUAUCACUUGGAUGGUAAGGAUUUUGAUGGAAGCCGUAUCAUUGUGGAAUUUGCAAAAGGGGUACCACGUGGUUCUCGAGAAUAUUUGGGCAGAGGUCCUCCCCCUGGUUCUGGACGUUGCUUUAAUUGUGGCAUAGAUGGCCAUUGGGCUCGAGAUUGCAAAGCUGGAGACUGGAAGAACAAGUGUUAUCGGUGUGGAGAAAGAGGUCAUAUAGAGAGAAACUGCAAAAACAGUCCCAAGAAGCUGAGGCGUGGACGGAGUUAUUCCCGAUCACCAGCUAGAUCACAUUCUCCUCGCCGUGGCAGAAGCCGUAGCCCAAGUUACAGCAGAGGUCGAAGUUACAGCCGAUCAAGAUCUCCUGCACCAAAGAGAGAGCGGAGUAUUGAGAAUGAGGACAGGUCCCCAAGCCAGGAGCUCAAGAAUGGUCUUCCUGCCAAGAGUAGGAAGCGCAGCCCAACACCUGAUGAAGGCAGCCCCCGUGUUUCUCCCAAAUCUCGAAAGCUGGAUGACCAGCAAGAGAGAUCAGAUUAUAGUGGAAGCCCAAGGAGGAGGAGCAGGAGCAGAAGCAGAAGCCCUGAAAGACAGAGCCCUGGGGAUGGAAGGUAUGGAAGUCCAGCUCAAACUAAUGGCCGCAGCCGGAGUCCAAGCCCUAGGGAUGACAGGAGCCCUGUUGAUGAUGAUUAUGAGGACAACCGCCGCUCCCCAAGAGGCAGUGAGUCGCCCUAGAAGUGUGGCCCAAUGGAACUGGAAGUGCUCCAGUCGCACAACCAUGUCAUCUGCUAGACCUUGUGUUUUUCUGUUCUAUUUAAACAGUAGUAAAUCAUUUGAUAUGCUUUGGAAGUAGGGAAGUAUAUUUAAAAGCUUUUGACCUGGAUUGAGGAAGUAUAUUUUGAAUUUUCUGGUAUUGGGAGCUAUAGUUAAUUUGGUA
This is a messenger RNA of Manihot esculenta (cassava), 1396 nucleotides long. RefSeq names its product serine/arginine-rich splicing factor RS2Z33. Bases 409 to 1194 code for a protein of 261 amino acids. Gene Ontology annotation, cellular component: nuclear speck. Gene Ontology annotation, molecular function: zinc ion binding; mRNA binding. The record is from RefSeq and is a predicted model, not a curated record. The transcript is spliced from 7 exons. Gene Ontology annotation, biological process: mRNA splicing, via spliceosome. Lineage: Eukaryota; Viridiplantae; Streptophyta; Magnoliopsida; Malpighiales; Euphorbiaceae.